GUCCAGAGGGUCUUGGUUUGUUGUGCGUUAAGUACCUCUGAACACCUCUAUUUUGUGCGAGAGGACUUGCUAUUUCAAUAACCUUUCAGCAACCAGAUCAAAUUUCACAGCGGAUUAUUUUUGCUCCUUGACUUCCGUGCACAAACUGCGCAGUGCGAAGGAGAAAUAAGCCACGAUCCACUGCGCCUCCGCGACACUUCAAUCAGGCAAUCUUACCUCGCCGACGACAAACGCAUUCCUGCGUUGUCAAUCAAAUCCAUGGCUAAGAAAAAAGGAAGCAAGAGGAUUACGGUCACGAUCGACUCGGCGAAGAUGAUUGUGAACCUCGACAACGGCGCGAUGCAGCAGCUGCAAGCAGAGCAGCGCGCACUUCUCGACACGAUCGACGCACUUCGCGUCCUCGGCCUGGGCAAAUAUGUCGACCUCCCGCAGCUGAUCGUGGUCGGAGAUCAAUCAGCGGGCAAGAGUUCCGUCCUAGAAGCCAUUUCCCGCGUCCGCUUUCCCAUCAAGGAUGGCGUUUGCACCCGUUUUGCUACUGAGUUGGCGCUCCGUCAGAGCCCGCAGACUAAAAUCGAAGUCAGGAUCCAGAACGACGGUUUUGAUACUUUCAAUCGCUCCGGGUUCGAUAAAGAUGACAUGCCCCGUAUCAUCGAGGAGGCAAAACAGCAUAUGGGGAUCACCGGCGAUUCUACCGGAUUCUCAGAAGACGUGCUCCGCAUCGAGAUCGCCGGCCCGGACGUUCCGCAGUUGACCCUCGUGGACCUGCCUGGCUUCUUUCAUAACGAGACGGAAAACCAGGGCAUUGGUGGAGUGGAGAUUGUCAAUCGCCUCGCCAACAAGUACAUGUCCCAGGAGAACAGCAUCAUCCUGGCAGUGAUCUCAGCCCAAAACGAGCUUGCCGCCCAGAAAGUGCUGGGCGAGGCCAAAAAGCACGAUCCCGGCCGCGAUCGCACCCUCGGAAUCCUCACCAAGCCGGACAAAGUCGACGAGGAAUCCAAUAACGAGCAAAUGUAUUUGCGAUUGGCUCAGAAUGAGGAGGCUUCGCACAAACUCACGCUUGGGUGGCACGUCCUUCGCAACCGUGCCCCAAAAGAGGCAGAUUCCACGGAUGCGGAGCGUGACGAAGAGGAGAAAGACUUCUUUCAGGGUGGAGUUUGGUCGGUCGUCAGCUGUCAGGACCGUGGAAUCGAGACACUCCGUGAAAAGCUCAGCCAGGUCCUUCUCAGCCACAUCCAGCGGAAGCUUCCCGGUCUCAUCGCCAACAUUGAGGAGCACAUCAAAACACGUCAGACGCGACUGAAAGCCCUAGGGGACCAGCGAUCGUCGGCAGAUGACAUCAAAAAGUAUCUCAUCAACAUCAGCAAUCGGUUCCAACGUGUGGCACGGGACGCCAUCCACGGGAACUACACCGACGACUUCUUCGGUGGGCUGUAUCCGGAUCCACAAACGGCAUAUGAGGAUCGAAGGGUCAAGAAACUCCGCGCGUUGGUCAGGGAUCUAAACCGGGCAUUCCAUUUCGUUCUCACAACCAAAGGUGGCCGGCGUCAGAUCCAGUGGAACAACGAGCUUCUGCCGUCGGCGCCCCUUCACCUGGAGCCUCUGGUUUCCCUCUACACCUUAGGCGAAUAUAUUGAGAUCUCGAUCGACGAUUUGACCGAGGAGCUCGAAAAGAUGGCUUCGGAGAACCAAGGCGUCGAGUUCCCGGGUUCAUCGAACGACAAAGUGGCACUGGCCUUGUUUCGCGAUCAGUCAGCAUCUUGGGAAGCGAUAGCCAACCAGCAUGUUGAUCUGGUCACUCAUUUCUCGCGGAGGUUUGUUGAAGAGCUUGUGGGCUACGUUGCUGGUCCGGACACGAAAACGGCCGACGCGGUGAUCAAGAACCUGGUAGCUCCUUACUUCGAAGAGAAGCAAGCCGUGCUCCGGGCAAAGAUUUCGGAGCUACUUCAGCACUACAAGACCGGCGCAGACCCUCAGCCCAUGCACAGCAUCUUCCUCGAUAGUGUGGGGCGACGACAGAACGAGCGGUUUGCCGAAAAGUUGUCGCAGCUCAUGGAACGACAUCCCGACCUUUUUGCAGACAAGGUCAAGGCUAGUAGUGAUGACGUAGGCGCGGUAAUGAGGAUGCUAGCAACCUCUGAGGUCCGCAGUGAGUUCAACGCCGAGCAGACUAUCGAGAAUGCGAUGGAAUACUACAAGAUGUCAUUGAGGGUCUUCACAGACAAUGUCAUGACGUUGGCGCUCGAGAACUGUCUGAUUUCCGACAUUCCCAACAUCCUUUCUCCAGAAAAGGUGUACGACAUGACCGACGACAAGGUGACCACGCUUGCCGCCGAAUCCAAGCAAAUCCGGAGAGAGAGAGAGGAGCUUCAGACGCAGCUCGAGAAACUGCGGCUUGGCCUUGCUGCCUGUCGCGAGCAUAGACCGAGACAUUCUAACGUGGCAACGCUGCCUGGAUUCUCCGUCCUUGAGAUUCGACCAACACUCCCGGACCGCACCAAGCCGAGAGCACCUACCCGACCACAGCCCACCAUUCAAGCAAGUCGCCAGGCACUUGUCAGCGGUGUCACGACCGACAACGGAGCACCAGUUGCUAAGGGAACCUUCAGAUCCGGUUUAUUGGACCAUACCACUGCAACUACGCCGGCCACAGCCGGGGCCACCAAGCAAAAUGCAUCGGGGGGCGGCCUCUUCGGAUCGGCGGGCGCCUACGGCGUCCCGAGCACGGGAGUUGCAGCUAGUGGUACAUCCGAUGCACCGAAGACGGGGAAUGUUGUUGGAUCAUCGCUAUUUAGUGUCGGCUCUACUGGUGGGAUAUUCGGGACGGAGAGCGAAAUCAUCGCUCAGAAAACCCCUUCCAAUGUCGCGACCACUCGCUUCAGCCCCAGCGGCGGUUUAUUUGGGGCGCCGCGGACCGGAACACCCGCUAAAAGUUCAUUUUCCAAUGCCGCGGCCACUGGUUCGGUCGCCAGCGGCGGUUCACUGUUCGGGCACACGGCCAAGACCCCUGCUGCUGCCCCUUCGGUGUCUAGCGUGCAAACGAUUGGGAACACUACUAGCGCCUUUUCAUUUGGCGUGAGCAAGCCAGGGAACACUGGUGCUGGAACGAAGUAACCGUUCGAUGGCACGACCUGUAUGGGUUUCUCUCUCCCCCCCGCCGCAAACUUCACCCGGAUCCAUUCAGUACCCCCUAUCAUAUGGUGUGCCUCGAGCCCCUGAACUGACCCGGGACUUGCACCUCUGGGGGGAUUAUUACGAUUGUUCUUUGUCGAGAAGCGGGCCUGUCUGUUUCCAAGUUUUGUUGGAUGUGACGGAGUGGUUUGUGUACAUUAGAUUCUGUAGGUAUUUAAGGUUGUGGUGCCCCCCGAGU
Chaetomium fimeti is the source of this 3367-nucleotide messenger RNA. RefSeq names its product P-loop containing nucleoside triphosphate hydrolase protein. Lineage: Eukaryota; Fungi; Ascomycota; Sordariomycetes; Sordariales; Chaetomiaceae. Gene Ontology annotation, molecular function: microtubule binding; GTPase activity; GTP binding. Gene Ontology annotation, cellular component: membrane; cytoplasm; microtubule. The record is from RefSeq and is a predicted model, not a curated record. The transcript has 3 exons. The coding region runs from base 259 to 3111 and encodes 950 amino acids.